Magnolia sinica is the source of this 1385-nucleotide messenger RNA. RefSeq lists its product as uncharacterized. The record is from RefSeq and is a predicted model, not a curated record. NCBI's taxonomy places the organism in Eukaryota, Viridiplantae, Streptophyta, Magnoliopsida, Magnoliales, Magnoliaceae. The transcript is spliced from 2 exons. Bases 7 to 1353 code for a protein of 448 amino acids.
UGGGGCAUGGGCAGGAGUAGUAGCAUGCGGGUACCGGAUCUACCUUCAGAUCCGAGGAUGUACAAAGAGGCAGGAGGGACACAAAAGAAAAUAAAGGAGAUGUUUAGUGGAGGGGAUGUGAGGAAAAAAGUUGAAAAAUUUAUAGCAAAAUUUUUUAUAUACGAUCAAAUCCCCGCAAAUGCCGCAGCAAGCCCGCACUUUAAAAAUAUGAUAAGUGAAGUGCAGCGUGGGGGUGAGGGUGUGCAGCCUCCCACACCCGCCCAGAUCAUGGGAAAAUACUUGGAUGAUGAACAUGCAGAAAUGAAGACAUACAUUGAUUCGUAUCGGCAGUCAUGGGAGAUGUACGGCUGCACCGUCAUGUGUGACGGUUGGACCGGACCGACGAAGAUGUCGAUUAUAAAUUUUAUGGUCUAUUCCAGGGGACGGGCGGUGUUCCUAAAGAGUAUAGAUGCGAGUAGUAAGAUCAAGGAUUUUAACUACAUUUACAAACUAAUGCACAACGUCAUGCAAGAUGUUGGGAGGAGAAAUAUUGUGCAGUUUGUUACGGAUAAUGGGAGUGCAUUUGUUAAGGCGGGGAAGGAUAUUCAGAGCAAGUAUCAUAUGUAUUGGACCCCCUGCGCAGCCCAUUGCAUCGAUCUCAUGCUGGAGGCGAUCGGGGAUAGGCCAUCGGUGAAGACUGUAAUUACUGAUGCACGGCUCAUCACAAACUUUGUAUACAACCACAGCUGGUUAUUAGCCGCAAUGCGCGAGAGGUGUGGUGGGGAUAUAGUGCGCCCCGGAGCGACGCGGUUCGCCACAAAUUAUAUUGCCUUAAGUAGCCUUCUCAAACACAAACAGGGGUUACGAGAGCUUUUCGCCUCUCAUGAUUAUGUAGAAUGGAAAAAGAGGUUGACAAAAGUAACCUAUAGAAUUGAGGAGUUGGUGCUGGGAAAUUCAUUUUGGGAUAAAGUGCGUGGUGUUGUGGGUAUUAUAGAGCCUAUUUAUGUGGUGUUGAGGAUGGUGGACAAUGAGACAAAUCCGUCGAUGGGGUCGUUGUAUCCGUCUAUACAGCUGAUGAAAGAGGCUAUCAUGGUUAAAGCUCCCAAUGCAUAUAAGUGGGUGCAUGCAAUAAUAGACGAUCGUUGGGAAAGGACGCUUUCUCACCCACUACAUCAGGCUGCGUAUUUCCUAAAUCCCAAAUACCACUAUGGCCGGAACCUCUUCGAAGAUAAUUCAUUAAAGAGGGUUGUGUAUGAGGUGUACGAUCACUUAUUCCCCGACUGUCCGGCGAAAGGCACCUUUGGUAGUGAGGUAAAUAUGUUCCGCAUUUACAUUCUCCUUAUCUUCAUCUCAAUCAUUAAAUACUUAUUCUAGUUGCUAUACGCCAUCAACAGAUUGUUAAAUUA